Messenger RNA from Oncorhynchus keta (chum salmon), 2751 nucleotides. Its product is annotated as coiled-coil domain-containing protein 117-like. The record is from RefSeq and is a predicted model, not a curated record. The coding region runs from base 202 to 1065 and encodes 287 amino acids. The transcript is spliced from 6 exons. NCBI's taxonomy places the organism in Eukaryota, Metazoa, Chordata, Actinopteri, Salmoniformes, Salmonidae.
UGCCUCGAUUCUUCAUGAACAUUUGCGAAUCGUGCUUGGUUCACUGUUGUUAGCGCCUAACUGCAUUCAUUCAACCCAGAAUUGAUUCUCAGAAAAGCGGAACACGUGACAGAGAAAAUAAGGAGGUAACGUUAUAUAAACACAGUGAAAGUGAUACAGAGUUCUGUUCAAACCUUCCACCUCACCUAAACCUGAGGCAUCAUGCAUCAUCCUAGCCCCAUGAGCAGUGAGCUGGGCUUGUUGCCUGCCAUGUACUCAUUCCCUGGCCGUAUCAACGUCACUGAAAUCGGGAUCAAUAUUGGCCCUGCAAAUACCUGUCAACACCUGCCGGGAGUGUUGCCCCCAAACACGAGUUGGGAGAGACGAUGCCUGAGAAAGCACAGGAGGAGAGCAGAUGACGAAGGAUGCAGUGCCAAAAGGAGGAGGCUGAUGGAAGAGGCAGGAUGCGAUCCUUUGGAUUACCUCAGCCCCAAAGUGUUUCAUAACUGGCCACCAGGCAACAGCAGCCCCCCUCUACCUGAAUUAUCUAGCCAAGCACUCCCCCAGGCCUGUCUGGGGACUCAGGACCUGGGGCUGCCCUUAUCCGGGUCUUCUUCCAUUCUGGCCUGUCCAGAAGCAGAAGGCUCCUGCAUGGAGGUGGAAGCAGCACAGAGGAGACUGCAGGAGAUUGAGGAGAGGAUCACCCUGGAGGAUGAUGACGACGAUGAGGACCUGGAUGUGGAGUCAGCACCCAGGAGGCCCAUGCUGGUGAUGUCUGACAGUCUGAGGGAGGGGCUUCAGCGUGGCAUCAGUGACAUCCUCCCCCACACUGUGGCCCAGUCUGUGAGCCACUCCUGUAUGGAGCUGGUAGUAUGGCGCCCCCCAGAGGUUGCGCUGGCCCGGCGGCUGAAGGACUCCCUACAGAGGCAGAGGAAGCAGCAGAUUACCAGCAGGCAACCCCAGAGCCCUAGUGCCUCUCUGAGUUCCCUCACCCCCACAAACACCCCAGGGGAGACAUACUCCCCUAUGUAUUGCAGCCCAGGGGCAGGUGCCCACAGCGCUGGAGAGGAGGACAUGGAGCUGUAGGGCCUGGGAGAACCAGCAUCAGUUGUGCCGAGAACAGCUACAGCUCUCAGCCUUGGUUCACUUUGUUGACCUUUGAGAAGCCAUGGAGAGGCAGAGAUGACAGCAUAGACAGAUCCAAAAGCUUCAUAGUGAUAUGCGUUCACAUGCUAUCAAGGUUAUCAGAAGCUCCUAGUUCCCAGUGGACAUUUUACUUGAACAACUCUCCAUGUUGGAAUUACAAGUGGGAAACUGACAAAAUGUUGUUACUCGAGAUGUGAUGUUUCAAAACUGACCGUUUACCUUUUCAAACAAUCAAUUUGACAAAUACAACCUUAUCAAUAUUGAUAAUCUAGCUAGUUUGACCCUAUUGUCAAUGUUAAGCAAACUUGCUAGCUAAAAUCUUAGUGGUUGAAGAAUUGUUAAGACUUCAAAAGCAUUUGAACACAAUCAUGUCGGACUUCCCAGUUUCCCAUUUCUCACGAGCGUGUGAAGCCACCAUAUUCAACGUCCACUUUGGUUCAAGACCAGACUGUUGGGCAGCAUGGCAUGUGUAUGCCACUUGGCCAAAAGAGGGAUAGCAACCCCUUUCUUUACGUUACAAUCAGAUAAUGCUGGAUUUUAGUCCUUACUAUGAUCCAGGAAAAUAUGCAAUGGGACAAAUUGUAACAAGUACCACAAAGCCACAGUCAUUUACAAAAGACACCUUUUAAAGUUGUAAUAUGUAACCUUUUGAGCGACCUGCCGAAAUGUGUGUUAUAGAUCUGCCAUUUUCAUUGAAAGCAAGUCUAAAGGCGUCCUCAUGCUUCCCAGCCAAAACAGUUAGGAACAGUUUGUGCAUAUAUUAUGACAUUUUGACAUGUUUUUGUUUGUUUUGGACUUCGGUAACGGUUGUUUCAGGCAAACGUUUUUUUUCUUGAGGCAAGCCGAAGUCUGUAGCCAAAUUCUACGCCCCUUCGUCAGUGGUUGGUCAACCGUAAGGAUUCUUUAAUAGUUUUUGUUGUGAUUCAACAAGAGACGACUUGUUUUGCACCAAAUAUCUUAGUUAGAUGUAGAAUUGCGUGACUACGAUCUCCUUGGGAAAAACGUAAAUUAAUGACAGAUUUCUUGAGUUAUCUUAGAGUAAUUCUGACUACUUUGAGGAAGUGUAUACAGGCUACGCUGUCUCAAAAUAGACAUGGUACUAUUGCCGCUUUUUACUUGUUUUUCAAGCAAAGGUCUUAAGGGAGUAUGUGAGCACACUUGUUCAGCUGGCCUAGCUGAGUUUGGCUAGGCACCAGCUGAACUGAAGCAUGCUGAUGCCUUAAGAAGUGUUCGAUCUGUUCUAUGUGCACUAUUUCUAUGCUUCCCGUUCUUGAGAUUCGUUUUUGUGUCUUUUACUUUCGGUUUUGCACACAGUUGAAAAUACAAUAUUUUGGUUAUGGAAAAUAUAUUUAACAGUGGUUUAGAUGGUACAAUGAUUCUAUACUUUACUUGCUUGUUUUGUCACAUAAACUGAAAUUAGGCGAACUAAUAGAAUUUUCGCAACCAGGAAAUGGAGGGAUUUCUGCAUAGUGCACCUUUAAUGAAAUGUCUCAGUUGAAACUUUUAAGACCAGUGCCAGCACACUCUGUUGUAAUCCUAAUGUAACAACUUGGCUAAGUGGUCUGCUUAGCCAACUUGGAGAAGUCUCUGUUUUGUUGUAGUUACAUUAAAUGCAAGCAAAUAAGA